This is a messenger RNA of Chelmon rostratus (copperband butterflyfish), 4227 nucleotides long. It is a transcript of the gene adam19b, whose product is annotated as ADAM metallopeptidase domain 19b. Gene Ontology annotation, molecular function: metalloendopeptidase activity. The transcript is spliced from 23 exons. Lineage: Eukaryota; Metazoa; Chordata; Actinopteri; Chaetodontiformes; Chaetodontidae. Bases 108 to 2987 code for a protein of 959 amino acids. Gene Ontology annotation, biological process: membrane protein ectodomain proteolysis. The record is from RefSeq and is a predicted model, not a curated record.
GUCACACCGGCGGCGUCUUCUCCAUCCGAUGUGAAGCGCCCAGACCUGCUUCACUGCACAUUUAUGUCUCAGUUUAGCACCUUCAUCAGGAGCCGUCUGUUGUUAGAAUGCGUCCGGGAGCGCGCCCUCCUCCUCCUCCACCACCUCCUCUGGACGCUGUGCGGUCCUCUCUCUGUCUGUGUCUCAUAGUUUUCCUCCACGGUGUUGUAUCUGCUGCUGUGUUUGAAGGCGGUGUUUACAAUGGAGAAAAUAAGCGGGGUUCGCUGAGGAGCAUCCUUGAGCACGUACAGAGUUAUGAGAUUACUUCUCCCACAUGGCUGCAUCCUCGCAGACACCGGAGGUCUGCCAAUAAAGAGCAUCCUGCAGAGGCACUGGUUCUGAUCUCAGCUGAGGGCCAGGAGCUCAGACUACACCUGGAGAAAAAUGAGCAGCUGUUGGCUCCUGGAUAUCAAGAAAUAUGGUACACUCCAGAUGGAGGCCGCAAGUCGUCCUCUCCUGCCAGCACCGGACACUGUUUCUACCACGGGGAGGUUCUGGGCAUGGAGGGCUCAAGUGUUGCUGUUAGCACAUGCUCAGGACUCAGGGGACUGAUUUCUCUGAACACAAGCGUCAGCUACCUGAUAGAGCCUCUCCCUGCCUCCACCGAUGCACAGCAGCACGCUGUGUUCAGAGCCGAGAGCCUCCAUCUACCCAGAGGUAGCUGCCUGCAUCACCACGGCAACAGGGAGCAUGAGGAGGGGCUUAAUGGCUUCAUCCAUGGAAUGAUGUCACCACGGAGUGUGAGGAGGGAAAAAAGGGACCUGAGUCAGAAUAUGAAGUAUGUGGAGCUGCUGAUGGUGGCAGACAAGGCGGAGUUUGAGAAGCAUGGGAGUAGUCUCGAGAAGACCAAACUGAAAUUACUGGAAGCAGCCAACCUGGUUGACAAGUACUACAAGGCUCUGCGCAUCCGUGUGGCAUUAAUCGGUCUGGAGGUGUGGACCAGCCAGGACAUGAUCAGCGUCUCAGACAACCCUCACGCCACUCUGGCGGCCUUCCUGUCCUGGAGACGCAAACAGCUCAGCGUGCUCCCCAACGACAACGCUCAGCUCAUCACGGGGAGGGCGUUCCAGGGCACCACCAUCGGGCUGGCACCUCUUAAAGCCAUGUGCUCUGACUACCAGUCUGGUGGAGUGAACACGGACCACUCAGAGUCAGCUGUGGGUGUCGCUGCCACCAUGGCGCAUGAGAUGGGUCACAACUUCGGCAUGAGCCACGACAGUGCAGGGUGCUGCCAGGCGAGGGCCGAAGACGGAGGCUGCAUCAUGGCUGCCGCUACCGGGCAUCCAUUUCCACGUGUGUUUAAUGAUUGUAACCAGAAGGAGCUGAAGAACUACCUGAGCUCUGGAGGCGGGAAGUGUCUGUUCAACAUGCCAAACACCAGAGCCAUGUACGGAGGGCAGCGCUGCGGCAAUGGUUACCUGGAGGAUGGAGAAGAAUGUGACUGUGGAGAGGAGGAGGAGUGCACCAGUCCUUGCUGUAAUGCCAACAACUGCACUCUGAAAGCUGGUGCUGAGUGUGCGCAUGGCGUCUGCUGCCAUAACUGCAAGCUGAAGAGCCCGGGUGUGCUGUGUCGUGCGCCCUCAGGGUCAUGUGACCUGCCGGAGUACUGCGAUGGGAAGGCAGAGUCUUGUCCCGCUAACUUGUACUUAGUGGACGGUACAUCUUGUGCCGGCGGCCAGGCCUACUGCUACACUGGCAUGUGUCUGACCCUGGAGCAGCAGUGUCGGUCUCUGUGGGGACGAGAUGGCCGUCCGGCCCCUGACCUGUGCUUUAAGAAGGUAAACGAAGCUGGAGACAUGUACGGCAACUGUGGCAAAGAUCUGUUUGGGAAGUACAGGAGCUGCAAGGACAGGGAUGCUCAAUGUGGGAAAAUCCAGUGUUUAACUUCAGCGUCCAAGCCCAUUGAGAACAAUGCUGUUCGCAUAGAAACCACUGUCAGCGUUGGCAACAGGAAGAUCCAGUGUAUGGGAACGCACGUGUACAAGGCUGGGCAGGGGAACGAGGAGGCGCAGGGCGACACUCUGGACCCAGGCCUGGUCAUGACGGGGACCAAGUGUGGCACUGACUCGAUUUGCUUUAAUGGAGAAUGCCGCAAUGCAUCUUUCCUCAGAGCUGAUGAGUGCAAUGCCAAGUGCCAUGGACACGGGCUGUGCAACAACAAUCACAACUGCCACUGCGACUCCGGCUGGGCUCCACCUCUGUGUGACCAGAGGGGGUCAGGGGGCAGCGUGGACAGCGGACCUGUCGUCAGCCACAGCAAUCUCCUUCCAGUCCUGCUGGUCCUCCCCCUGGUUUUCUUUGUGGUUUUUGCUGCUGUUGGACUGUGGUGCUGCUACAGACAUAAACUCCAUCCACUGAAAUCCUCUGCUCCACCUCCAGUGCCUAACUGUUCAGUCCCGACCGAGGGCAAGCCACUGUAUGCCGACAGUCAUGUGAACGGUCACACCAACCCAGCAUUUUUGUUAAAAAAACAGGACUCAGACCACCUGGGGAAAUCCUCUCCUCAUCCAAGCCCGUCUUGCCCAGCUCGGUCCAGACAUGCUAUUGUGCGUCCAGCGGUGAAGCCUCCUCCUGUACCCGCGUAUGCUGCAGAGCAGAAAGAGCAGACGGCUCAGCUCCAACCUGUAGUUUCUCCUCAGAGACAACACUCUCCUCAGGCUUACACUCCGACUCUCCUUAAAUCUGAGCAGAGACGAAACCAGGCUCCUCCAUCACCCUCAGGACCUCCAUCUUUACCUUCGCUAGGCACCAAAACCCACUCUCAGCCUUCAGCACUGCCUAAACACCGACCAGGCCCCCCAAGCAGACCUCCACCGCCUUGUCCCGUCAACAAACUAUCAGUGGAACAGCAACAAAUGAAAGGCCUGCAGGUUACCACUAAUGCCCUGCAAAGAGGAAAAGCUGCUUUGGCUCCACCUGCUGGACAGAAAAAGCCAAACAGAACCUAAGAGCUCAGGGGGAUGUUGGGGACCACCACCUACAUCCAAUAAUGGACUGUCUCACACUUCCUCUUUUUGAAAAUUGGACAGCUGACAAAGAAGAAACGUGGCACUGUGGGAUAUGAAGAAUACUUGACACUGUCGAUUACAACGUAUUUACACUGAUGUGUGCUGAGGGAGAAAAGGUUGAACAACAGCAAGUCAUAACACAUAUCACAAUGAGUUUUUAAGAUUUAACCUGUGUUUUGUUAAUUGGCCCUAUGUGUCUGCUGUAAAAACUUGAAACAGCCAGAGCUGCUUUUGGUUAUUAUUGUCCCAAAAGUUCAUGGCAAUGUGAAAUUGUUUUGUGAGUGCGGCAGUGUUGAAACACUGCUCCAGGAAUAUUUAUUCACAAAGAAAAGAUGAAUGUUUACAAUGUAGCCUAUGUACUAAACAUGGUGACUUUUAAAGAGCAUCAGCUUGUAAAGGGAUAUCUUAUAUUAAGAAAAGAUGCCAGUGUUGAAGUGCUUAUGCUUCUUAUGUGUGACUACGGAAGGGAUUUUAACUGGACUGAUGGGGACCAGUGAAAGCCCUUCAUGCAUGCUGUAAGUACAUGUUUAUGAUGAGAGAUACAUGACUGAUAUGUUGCAGGAAAUGAUAGGGAUUUUUCAGUUGUAUAAUUAGUUUUCUUAAAUGAUUUUAUAUUUUCAUGGUGUUGCACUUUGAGCACUAGUAUCAAAUACUCAUCGCUUGGAUGCAUUAAAGGUGGCUGUUAAAACAUCCUUCCACAGGGUGCCAACGAGUAAAAGUCACCUUUCAAGCCUACAGGAGAUGAGAAUUUGAUCCUGAUUCGAAUCCACGCUAACUUUUUUUUUAUUCAUCGUCCUUUCACUGACAAUCAGUGAUGGAAUUGUCUUUGUCCAGGGAAACAUUUCAAAUAAUUUCUAAUUAGGAACAAAAUGAUUCAGAUGUGUCAGUUAAACAUCUCAAAAUCGCGCCAUGAAUUUUGCACUUUUGUCCAAAGAUGUUAUUUAAACUGCUCGUUGGGAGUUCCUUCAUGACCAAAAUGCUAUAAGGCUCAUCUUCCUUCUUAGAAGACUAUGCUAUGUGACUGCAGGUUAUGUAACAGUGAUAACUUGGCGAUACUGUAAGGUACUGUUAAAAAUCCUGGUCCAUUUGACUGCAUGGGGGACGACCUGGUUUUAUCUGUAAUAUAGAAAUACAGUCUGUCAGCUGCCAUGUUUUAUCAGACCUAUGCAAACACUGACAC